AUGCCUCUGGAUGUUCAAUGAUAGCACUCCUCCAUACUGGAGCAGCAAAGUUUCCCCAAAACUUACUUUCAAGGGCAAGACAAGCUGUGUCCCCGCGCCUCCCAGCUGGUGUUCUCAAAGAGUACAGCUCCAUCGUAAGCAGGAAACUGGCGUCCCACGGCUUCGGAGCUUCCAUGGCAGCAAUGUCAUCCUUCCCUCCACAGAGAUAUCACUACUUCUUAGUGCUGGAUUUUGAGGCUACAUGUGAUAAACCACAGAUUCAUCCUCAGGAAAUCAUCGAAUUCCCUAUCCUGAAGCUGAAUGGCAGGACAAUGGAGAUCGAAUCCACCUUUCACAUGUAUGUUCAGCCUGUGGUGCAUCCCCAGCUUACGCCCUUCUGUACAGAGCUGACUGGGAUUAUUCAAGGCAUGGUGGAUGGGCAGCCAAGCCUCCAGCAAGUGCUUGAGAGGGUUGACGAGUGGAUGGCAAAGGAAGGCCUCUUAGAUCCCAGCGUCAAGUCGAUUUUUGUGACCUGUGGAGACUGGGAUUUGAAAGUGAUGUUACCAGGACAAUGCCAGUACUUAGGGCUGCCGGUUGCUGAUUACUUCAAACAGUGGAUUAAUCUGAAAAAGGCUUACAGCUUUGCCAUGGGGAGUUGGCCAAAGAACGGGCUCCUAGACAUGAACAAAGGACUGAACCUACAGCACAUAGGGAGGCCUCACAGCGGAAUAGGUGAGUGA
Molecule: messenger RNA, 719 nt
Organism: Acanthisitta chloris (rifleman)
Lineage: Eukaryota; Metazoa; Chordata; Aves; Passeriformes; Acanthisittidae
Gene: ERI3
Product: ERI1 exoribonuclease family member 3
Exons: 6
Coding region: 18-719 (233 amino acids)
Biological process (GO): exonucleolytic trimming to generate mature 3'-end of 5.8S rRNA from tricistronic rRNA transcript (SSU-rRNA, 5.8S rRNA, LSU-rRNA)
Molecular function (GO): 3'-5'-RNA exonuclease activity; nucleic acid binding
Source: RefSeq, a predicted model, not a curated record